This is a messenger RNA of Botrytis byssoidea, 561 nucleotides long. RefSeq lists its product as uncharacterized. NCBI's taxonomy places the organism in Eukaryota, Fungi, Ascomycota, Leotiomycetes, Helotiales, Sclerotiniaceae. The record is from RefSeq and is a predicted model, not a curated record. The transcript has 3 exons. The coding region runs from base 1 to 561 and encodes 186 amino acids.
AUGGAGCACCAAAGAGAACGACAAACAAUCACCGUUGAAUCUCGGGAAGUAGAUCUAGAGCUUCAAAAGUUGUGGGAUGAGGCUCAGAACGAAUUCCAUAAAAACACAAACAGAAAACUAGCAUCAAUCCCUCCGAGAAAGAUCGAGGAUGUUUUGGCACAGCUUAAGGAUAAAUUCCAGCCCGAGGACGAGUUACAACCCAGUACCAAGCAUAAGAUCAAAGAUGCUAUUGAAAAGAUUUUAAAAUGUAUUCAACUCAUCGGCGGUGUAGCCGCAGAAGCUGCAUCCACUGUCGCUGAAAUCUAUGAAGGCUUGGGAAACUUGUUCGAAGAAAUGACCCAUGCCAUGGCCCUUUUGAAUAUUUACGGGAGCUUGAAGAAGCUCGAUCGAGAACUGAGAGAUGGCAUCCACAAAAUUAUGGUCUCAAUAGUGAGAAUUUGUGGUCUAUCUAUCAAUAUCAUCGAUGGUGGGAAAAGAGCUAAGUUUAAGACUAUAUUCAAAGUCACCUUCUUGGGAGAUGACUCGGGCAUCAAGGAUGAAUUGAGCAAUUUCAAAAUUUGA